AUGAGUAGCAGUCCAAUAUAUUUGGAUUUUUAAGGGACAACUUAAUAAUUAAAGGAGCCAUUAAAACAUAUUUGUUCUCAUGAGAAGAUUAGUUAAUCAAAGAUAGGGAAAGAGAAUUACGAACCAAUAUUGAAAAGAAAUUCUAGCUUGGAAGUGUCUGAUGAAUUAAAUUUUCGUAGUUAUUUUAGAUGA
Paramecium sonneborni is the source of this 192-nucleotide messenger RNA. The record is from the annotation of a GenBank genome assembly. NCBI's taxonomy places the organism in Eukaryota, Ciliophora, Oligohymenophorea, Peniculida, Parameciidae.